GCGACAUAGCCAUUACGCUAACUGCUGGCCCCCAUUCCCUUCUUAGUAAGCUAAAAAGCAAGAUGUCUGGGGGCCUCUCGUGCACAUUGUAAUGGACACAUGAAUUUUCCUUCUGACUUGGUGCUCCAGCCACUGACCUUGUUCUGUUCCUGAAACAGCCUAUGUCUCUCCUACCUCUGGCCUUUCACUUGCUGUCCCUCUGCCUGGACACUCAUCACACUUCUGGUGUCCCAUCAGGUCUCAGCUCAGAUGUCCGCUGAUCGAGGAGGUUUUCACUGCUGACGAUGUCUUGAUGUAGUGGCUAGACCUCUGUUACCUGCUACCCCAGUACACUUACUGUCUUCGCGUCUAGGACAGUGCCAAGCUAACAAUAGGUGUUCAAAGAGAUACUGAACGAAAUGUACAAAUUGUGUCUCUUUGCUGGGUAUUUCAACCUACUCCAAGCACUCUCUCCUGUACAGACCCACUUUUCCCCCUUCGCUUUCCUGAGCUGUGACCUCUGACACAUCCCAGUUUCUUAGAACCUUAACAUACUCCUUCCCCAGCUGCACCCCCACUUGCAGAAUGGAUGACGUCCUCCUCCAGUGCUUUUUCUGUCGGCAGAUUCAGCAGGGCGGGGCCCACCCCUUUAAUCUGGGCCACACCUGCUCUGGUCAGACAGGUUUGGAGACACAGGGAGGGAGGGAGAGAAAUACUUGCAGAGCCAGCAGGCAGCUGGGCAGCACGUUCCUGGAUGCUGGGGACCCUCCACCUCUCUCCAGAUGGAAAGAUGACAUGACCCUGCGGUAGAGCCCCAAACCGAGGCCCCAGGAUGACAGAGCCGGAGACCCUGGCCCUGCUGGAAGUUAAGGGGCCUGAGGCCUCAGAGAAGAGUCCACCCCAGGCUUUGCUUCCCAAUGGCCGGCAACCAGAAGGGGACAGUGGGGCCGAGUCCCCCGGAGCUGAGACCCUCACAGUGGGGUCUUCAGUUGGGUCUCCCACCACCAGAGAGGAGGCCGAGAACGGCCUAGACAGCACAGUGAGCGAGGCUGCCACCUUGCCCUGGGGGGCUGUCCCCCAGCCCAGUGCCCCGUUCCCAGAUCCCCCCGGCUGGCGGGACAUUGAGCCAGAGCUGGAGUCAGAACCACCUACCAAGACCGAAGAGCCCCCAGAAGAUGAUGUCAAUGUGCUGCCUGAGAAGGCGGCCCGGGCCUUCGUACCCAUCGACCUGCAGUGCAUCGAGCGGCGGCCCCAGGAGGACCUCAUUGUGCGCUGCGAGGCUGUCGAGGGCGCCCGCCGGACCUUCCUGCCUCCCCGGGCCACCCACCCAGACCCCCCCGAGUGCAAGUGGGCAGAGGCAGUGGCCCGCCCCUCCGGCAGGUCCUGCAGGGGCUGCGGGACCUGUGGAGGGCAAGAGGGGCGGCGGGCCGUGGCCUCGGUGGGAGCUGCCCUCGUCUUCUUCCCCUGCCUGCUGUACGGGGCCUAUGCCUUCCUGCCCUUCGAUGCCCCACGGCUGCCCACCUUGAGCUCCCGCCUGGUCUACACGCUGCGCUGCGGGGUCUUCGCCACCUUCCCCAUCGUGCUGGGGCUCCUGGUGUACGGGCUGAGCCUGCUGUGCUUCUCUGCCCUCCGGCCCUUCGGCGAGCCGCGGCGGGAGGUGGAGAUCCACCGGCGCUACGUGGCCCAGUCGGUCCAGCUCUUCAUCCUCUACUUCUUCAACCUGGCCGUGCUUUCCACCUACCUGCCCCAGGACACCCUGAAGCUGCUCCCUCUGCUCACUGGGCUCUUUGCCAUCUCCCGGCUGAUAUACUGGCUGACCUUUGCGGUGGGCCGCUCCUUCCGAGGCUUCGGCUACGGCCUGACGUUCCUGCCGCUGCUGUCCAUGCUGGUGUGGAACCUCUACUACAUGUUCGCGGUGGAGCCCGAGCGCAUGCUCACUGCCUCCGAGAGCCGCCUGGACUACCCGGACCACGCCCGCUCGGCCUCCGACCAUAGGCCCCGCCCCUGGGGCUGAGCUGCUCCGUCCUCUAGUCCCCUGGGCUGGCGCGGGUGGCUCAGUGCCCUUCCCUCCGCCAGACGGGGCCUGGACUUUUCUUCCUGGAGUCCUGAAACCUUGGUGGGAGAAACUCCGCUACUGCCUUGACUUGGGUCCGGUGCAGUCAGAGCCUGGACCCAUUCCUAGCCGGUGUUGCGCUUCACCUUUUGAGCGGGUGACUAUCAUAAAGAAGGACUAAGUUUUCUUGCAAGGAAAGAGGUGGACCACUAUGUCCCUUAAGGAUGCUGAGCGCACAGGGUCAGAAGCAGGCAGAGAGGCAUGGUUCCUUCCUGAGCAGCCCCCACCCUUGCCUCUGGGGCUCACUAAUGCCGAACCCUGCCCCACUUCCCAGUUUCCUGUGACCAUGUCUAUGCAAGCUGUCUACACUGAGGGCCUCUGGGAGAAGGGCUCUUUAGCCUCAGGUAAGAUCGCAGUUGCCCCAGUCCAGAGCUGCUGCCUCCUCCCUUCCUACCUAUCUAGGCCCCUGUAACAUCCCUCCUCUUACCUACCCAGAAGUUACGCUCUCCCAUGGGAAGAGAGGAGAAAACUGGGAAUUCUGCUUCCUAAGAGGUGGGGUGUGUACCCACACAAGUGGUGGCUGGGAGUGGCUGUUAGCCCAGUGUGAGUGCAAGCGUGUGCGUGUACAUGUACAAUAAAUCAUGGCAGCAGUCUUCGCUGGCUCCUGCCGGCCCCCAGUCUCCAGUGUCCCUGCCUGUCCAGUGCAGACUGCCCCAGAAGCCUCCCUGUGCCACAGAUUGCAGGGUGUGGGCCGGAGUUUCGGCUCCAUGAC
Molecule: messenger RNA, 2804 nt
Organism: Tupaia belangeri chinensis (Chinese tree shrew)
Lineage: Eukaryota; Metazoa; Chordata; Mammalia; Scandentia; Tupaiidae
Gene: TMEM79
Product: transmembrane protein 79
Exons: 4
Coding region: 812-1993 (393 amino acids)
Biological process (GO): regulated exocytosis
Cellular component (GO): lysosomal membrane; trans-Golgi network membrane
Source: RefSeq, a predicted model, not a curated record